Molecule: messenger RNA, 1296 nt
Organism: Spizellomyces punctatus DAOM BR117
Lineage: Eukaryota; Fungi; Chytridiomycota; Chytridiomycetes; Spizellomycetales; Spizellomycetaceae
Product: cation diffusion facilitator family transporter
Exons: 5
Coding region: 1-1296 (431 amino acids)
Biological process (GO): transmembrane transport; monoatomic cation transport
Cellular component (GO): membrane
Molecular function (GO): monoatomic cation transmembrane transporter activity
Source: RefSeq, a predicted model, not a curated record
AUGGGCAUGGGAGAUGUGAUGCAGGAAAAUCAGUCGUGCUUUCCCCCGCAUUCCCAUAUUUACUGGCAACAAGUAACAAUGCACUCUGAAGUACUCGUCCUAGAUACAGUGAACUUGGGUGACAAACGGCAACGGACGACAGCUCCACAGCAUGUAGCCGACGAACCCACGAUUGAUCAUAUUGUGCUCGAAACACCAACAGACGAACAGAGCGAUCCCUUUUCUCUUGCAAGCCGGGUUGUUUCUCCAGAGCGCAUCACGGAUCUCCGCAGACGAAAUCAAUCUAUCGGUAACAAACGGGUUGCAGCGUUCUACCAAGAGCAGAACGAUGAAAUCCGACGUCUUCUCUCUCCAAUUGAUGGCUCGCCAUCUUCCGACGACGAUGAGCACAAGUCCUCUUCAAAACAGUCCAAGAAUUUUCGCCUGCAAUUAGCCAUUCAAGGGUCAUUUGCUGCAAAUGUACUUCUUUCUGGGUUGCAGCUUUAUGCCGCGAUAUCCAGCGGAUCUAUGUCGCUGUUUGCGACAAUGGCCGAUUCCCUCUUCGAUCCGCUUUCGAAUUUGAUUUUAAAUUUGGCACACCAAACGAGUGUCAAGUGGGAUGUGGACAAAUACCCCUCUGGGAAGGCCAGAAUGGAAACGAUUGGAAACGUGGUGUAUAGCUUUUUGAUGGGGACGGUAUCAAUUGUGCUCAUUGUCGAAUCUGUACGAACAAUUGCUCAGCAUAGUGGAGAAGAGCUGUUUGAAUUUAAUGUCCCUGCCGUCGUUUCCGUAGGGGUCGCUUUCGGUGUAAAAUUCCUCCUCUUCCUAUACUGUUUUUCUUUGCGCUCCGACUCUCAGGUUCGCAUGCUCUGGGAAGACCAUCGGAAUGACUUGUUUGUCAAUGCUUUUGGGAUAAUGACGAGUGUGGCUGGAGGGAAAUUGAAGUGGUGGAUUGACCCGGUCGGCGCUAUUGUGAUUUCGGCGGUAAUUUUAGCAUUGUGGACCAGAACCGCGUAUGAACAACUUCAACAACUUGCGGGAGUUUCUGCAAGUCCAGAGUUCAUUCGCUUUGUUACAUACAAAGCAAUGACAUUUGACCCUCUUAUACAAAAAAUUGAUACCUGUCGGGCAUACUACUCUGGCCCAAAAAUCAUCGUGGAGGUGGACAUCGUCAUGGACCCUUCCACCCCUCUUUGGAAAACUCAUGAUGUUGGCGAGGCUCUUCAAAUGGCUUUGGAGAAGUUGGACAAUGUGGAGAGAGCAUAUGUUCACGUGGAUCACGAAACGGACCAUAAGCCGGAGCACAAAAGUGCUUGA